Molecule: messenger RNA, 930 nt
Organism: Brassicogethes aeneus
Lineage: Eukaryota; Metazoa; Arthropoda; Insecta; Coleoptera; Nitidulidae
Source: the annotation of a GenBank genome assembly
AUGUCUCAAUCUUAUGAAAAUUAUGAUAACUGCGAAUCCUGUGGAAAUAUGUUUGAAAAAUUGUGUCUGUUAGAAAGCAAAGACAAGAAUUAUUACUGUAUGGAUUGUUUUAAAAGAAAAUUUACCAAAGAUAAAUAUUCCGAGAAACCCAGGAAAAUGGCAAUGUUUUUUAAAAAUAAUAGGUUUAUUCCAAACCCUGAACAUCAUGUUGAAAAAAUUGUUCCCAAAAAAUCGACGUCGGUUUUGAGUAUGAAAAAAAGUUGCAGUACUAUGUCUCUUUCAAAAAGACCUCUUCAGUGUCCUCAUGGAGUAUGCAGCAGAUUCGUCUCAAUAACGACCCUUUCAUCCCACUUUAAAUACGAACAUCCCAUGAUUCAACAGUCAAAUUCCCCGUUGGAUAAUCGAAUGAGCAUGUCUUUCACACCUACUGAGAUCAGAUACGAUUUGACCACUUGUUUAAGGGUCAUAACCAUCACGGACCUGGAUUUGAACAACAUCAUUCCUAACAAUUCGAAAUAUGAUUUUAAUUUCCCCAAAGAACUUGACAGCUCGAUACCAGUUUUCUUCCUUCUUGCAAGAAGAAUACCAGCGUAUCACAUAAAAAACCCAGACGAAAAUAUCCAUGACAUCCUAGAAUCUUACGAGGAUGAUGAAAAAAAACUGGAUUUUUUUAAAGCAGGCGACAAAAUAAUCCUUUGGAUAGCCUGCAACAUACCCGGAGCUAAACUGAGCUACACCAUAGCAGCAUCCACUAUAUCAAACGAUAUACGGUUAAAGUAUUACGGUCCGUUACUGAGUAUCUCUAACCAUAGUCCUGCGGAACUUUGCAAGACUGCCAAUUGUUUAAUAAUAAGUCACUGGCAUUGCUAUAAAUUUAUUGGGGGCGGGGCAAGAGAUGUGCCUGUGGAUGUUGUGAUACAUGAGGAUUAA